This is a messenger RNA of Melospiza georgiana, 1747 nucleotides long. It is a transcript of the gene DTNBP1, whose product is annotated as dystrobrevin binding protein 1. The transcript is spliced from 10 exons. Lineage: Eukaryota; Metazoa; Chordata; Aves; Passeriformes; Passerellidae. The record is from RefSeq and is a predicted model, not a curated record. Bases 41 to 1096 code for a protein of 351 amino acids. Gene Ontology annotation, cellular component: plasma membrane; synaptic vesicle membrane; cytoplasm. Gene Ontology annotation, biological process: anterograde synaptic vesicle transport; neuron projection development; negative regulation of protein kinase activity.
CCUCCGGCGCUGGCCUUCGCAGCCGGGAAGGGCCGGGAAGAUGCUGGAGACGCUGCGAGAGCGGCUGCUGAGCGUCCAGCAGGACCUGAGCGCCGGGUUGAAGACUUUGAGCGACAAAUCAAGAGAUGCAAAGAAAAGUAGGCAAAGAACUGUUCAGUGUUUGCCAGAGUUUUCUGCUGGACUGGAAUUACUAAGCAGAUACGAAGAUGCUUGGGCUGCCCUUCAUAAAGGAGCCAAAGAUUGUGCAAAAGCUGGAGAGCUGGUUGACAGUGAAGUUGUGAUGCUUUCUGCUCACUGGGAGAAGAAAAGGAGCAGUCUGGUGGAACUGCAGGAUCAGCUUCAACAAAUACCAGGGUUCUUAGCAGAUCUGGAAUGCCUCACAGCAAGCCUAGCCCAGCUAGAGGCAAACUUUGAGGAAAUGGAGAAUCAUCUGUUGUGUCUUGAGGAACUAUGUGAACAGUGUGAAUUGGAAAGGUACAAAUGUAUGCAGACAUUACAGCUGGAAAACUACAAGAAAACAAAAAGGAAGGAACUGGAGACAUUUAAAGCUGAACUCGAUGCUGAACAUGCACAGAAGGUUUUGGACAUGGAGCACACCCAGCAGAUGAAGCUGAAGGAGCGCCAGAAGUUCUUUGAAGAAGCCUUCCAGCAGGACAUGGAGCAAUACCUUUCCACAGGAUACUUGCAGAUAGCAGAGAGGAGAGAACCCAUUGGAAGUAUGUCUUCCAUGGAGGUGAACGUGGACAUGCUGGAGCAGAUGGACCUGAUGGACAUGUCUGACCAGGAAGCACUCGACGUCUUUUUGAACUCAGGAAGCGAAGACAAUAAUGUGCUGUCUCCCAUGCUGGGGCCCGACUCCAACAGCUAUGUGAGCGAGAUCAGCCUGCAGGUGCCGAGCCAGUCGGAGUUACGGCAGAAGCUCUGUUCCCUGUCCUCCACCUGCACCGACUCGGCCAGCCAGGACGCCAGCGAGGGAGAGUCCCCCGUGGUCCAGUCGGACGAAGAGGAGGUUCAAGUGGACACUGCCCUUGCUGCUGUAACUGAGAGAAAGGGUGCUUCAGAUGGCAGUGAUGAAAGUGACUCUCAGACUAUUUGAAUCUUAAAACCAUAUCCUUUGAGAAUGACUUCUGAAUGAAUGAACAAGUGAAUGAAGAGCUUGCCUGUGUAACGAUUUGCUAACCAAGCGUAACAGCCAGAUCUUUUUACUUAGUAAUACUGCCUUUUUACAAAAUUGCCAGUCAUGUGGAGGUUGGUUUUUAAAGAAAAAAUUAUGCCUAAAGCACACACACUUUAACAGUAGUCUUGGGGCUCAGGGGAGCAGUAAAACUGUUGUAUAUACUAUGUAUAAGAGAAUUUAAGGGGAAAGGUAGAAGUUACUUUGACCACUAACCUUUAAAUGGCUGAUUGGAAGUACUUAAGAAUUGAUGUGUAAAACUGAACCCAAAUUGUUCCUUGCAUGUUUUCAGCUGCUGCAACUGAAGAUUUAGGAUCCAAACCAAAAUGAAAAGUUAUUUUCUACUCUUUACUACCUACUGUCUGCCUCCUGCCUUUGUCUACUAAUGCAGCAGUGUCUACUGUUCUCACACUUCUUAUUCAGGACCAACUUAGUUAUAGGUGUUAAGGAAAAAAUAAGAAUCCAAGAAGGAGGAGAGAUGCAUAUGGAAAUGUUGCACUCCUUGUGGAGCAGGUAUCUUAGCAUUGUGUACUUACUCCUCUUUCAAGAUAAAAUAAAGAAUUUCUAUCCCAA